This is a messenger RNA of Argentina anserina (silverweed cinquefoil), 2902 nucleotides long. Its product is annotated as beta-galactosidase 8. The transcript is spliced from 19 exons. The record is from RefSeq and is a predicted model, not a curated record. Gene Ontology annotation, molecular function: carbohydrate binding; beta-galactosidase activity. Gene Ontology annotation, cellular component: cell wall; vacuole. The coding region runs from base 292 to 2817 and encodes 841 amino acids. Gene Ontology annotation, biological process: carbohydrate metabolic process. NCBI's taxonomy places the organism in Eukaryota, Viridiplantae, Streptophyta, Magnoliopsida, Rosales, Rosaceae.
CAGGAAGCACAAGAACUCCAACCAGUUCCAAGAAGAAGAAGAAGAACAAGACAACGAUAAAUUGCUGACCUGCUGACGCUUCUCCGAUCGUCACCCUCUUCCCUUUUUUUGGUUUGUUAACACAUCACAGCAAAAGACCAUCAGAAGCAAACCAAAUGCUGCAAGAAACCGCCUCUUAAUGACUCUCUGUUAACUAAACCACCACUCCAAGUAAACAAAUUGUUUCCGCAAAACCAAGAACCUUGCUGUGUUUUUUAACCACAAACUGGGUUUCGAGCUCUCAGUUCCAUCAUGGCUGUGGCAAUGAGAGGAGUUGAGUUUAAGAUAGUGGUGCUUUUGGUGGUGGGAGUUUUGGCGACGGCGUCGUUUUGCACGACGGUUAGUUACGACCACAGGGCGCUUGUGAUCGAUGGAAAGCGAAGAGUUUUAGUCUCUGGCUCCAUUCACUACCCUCGUAGCACUCCAGAGAUGUGGCCGGACCUUAUUCAGAAAUCCAAGGAUGGAGGAUUGGAUGUGAUCGAGACCUAUGUGUUCUGGAACUCACAUGAACCAGUUCGAGGCCAGUAUAACUUUGAGGGUAGGAACGAUUUGGUUCGAUUCGUGAAGGCAGUAGCAGAAGCAGGUCUCUAUGUGCAUCUCCGAAUCGGGCCUUAUGUGUGUGCAGAAUGGAAUUACGGUGGCUUUCCUCUUUGGCUGCAUUUCAUACCCGGAAUUAAGUUGCGGACUGAUAAUGAGCCCUACAAGGCAGAAAUGCAGCGGUUCACGGCCAAAAUCGUUGACAUGAUGAAGAAUGAGAAGCUUUAUGCUUCUCAGGGAGGACCCAUCAUUCUAUCCCAGAUCGAAAAUGAGUAUGGAAACAUUGAUAAAGCAUAUGGGCCUGCUGCCAAAACGUACAUUAACUGGGCAGCGAACAUGGCUGUGUCUUUGGAUACAGGUGUGCCCUGGGUCAUGUGCCAGCAAGCUGAUGCUCCUUCUUCAGUGAUUAACACUUGCAAUGGAUUUUACUGCGAUCAAUUUACCCCAAAUUCUAACAGUACACCAAAAAUUUGGACUGAGAAUUGGAGUGGAUGGUUUCUUUCCUUUGGUGGUGCUGUACCUCAGAGACCGGUGGAAGACCUUGCAUUUGCUGUAGCACGCUUCUACCAGCGAGGUGGAACUUUCCAGAAUUACUAUAUGUACCAUGGCGGAACCAACUUUGGGCGGUCUAGUGGAGGUCCUUUUAUUUCUACAAGUUAUGACUAUGAUGCUCCACUUGAUGAGUAUGGACUUCUUAGGCAGCCGAAGUGGGGUCAUCUAAAAGAUGUGCAUAAGGCUAUAAAGCUUUGUGAAGCUGCAAUGGUGGCUACUGACCCGUCAAUUUCUACACUGGGCCGAAACAUUGAGGCAGCUGUUUACAAAACAGGAUCAGUAUGUUCUGCUUUUCUUGCCAAUGUUGACACCAAAUCUGAUGCCACUGUGACUUUCAAUGGAAAUUCAUAUCAAUUGCCUGCAUGGUCUGUGAGCAUCUUACCUGACUGCAAAAACGUAGUUCUUAACACUGCAAAGAUUAAUGCUGCCGCUAUGAUUCCAAGCUUCACGCGUCAAUCAGUUUCAGCUGAUGUUAAACCCACUGAAGCUGUGGGCUCAAGCUGGAGUUGGAUCAAUGAACCAGUGGGCAUCUCAAAGCGUGAUGCAUUUACUAGAAAAGGAUUAUUGGAGCAGAUAAACACUACAGCUGAUAAAAGUGACUAUUUAUGGUACUCUACCAGCAUCGAUGUCAAAGGUGGAUAUAAAGCUGAUCUUCAUGUGCAAUCACUUGGUCAUGCUCUUCAUGCUUUUGUCAAUGGAAAGCUUGCAGGGAGUGGAACAGGCAACAGUGGCAAUGCCAAGGUUUCCGUGGAGAUCCCUGUUGAAUUUGCAUCUGGGAAGAACACAAUUGAUCUUCUGAGUCUGACCGUUGGGCUUCAGAACUAUGGAGCAUUCUUUGACUUAGCUGGUGCUGGAAUCACUGGUCCUGUACAACUGAAAGGCUCAACAAAUGGCACUACUAUUGAUCUUUCUUCACAGCAAUGGACCUAUCAGAUCGGACUUAAAGGUGAAGAUGAAGACCUUCCCAGUGGAAGUUCUCAGUGGAUCUCACAACCUACCUUGCCCAAGAAUCAGCCCUUGACGUGGUACAAGACCCAAUUUGACACCUCUGGAGGCAGUAACCCUGUUGCACUAGACUUCACAGGAAUGGGGAAGGGUGAGGCAUGGGUGAAUGGACAAAGCAUCGGACGUUACUGGCCAACUAAUAUUGCUCCAAAAACUGGUUGCAGUGUCACAUGCAAUUACAGAGGAGCUUAUAGUGCAGACAAAUGUCGAAAGAACUGUGGAAAGCCAUCUCAGGAACUGUACCACGUUCCUCGUUCAUGGAUGAAAUCUAGUGGCAAUACUCUUGUACUAUUUGAGGAAGUUGGGGGUGAUCCAACACAGUUAUCUUUUGCCACAAAACAGGUAGAAAGUUUGUGCUCCCAUGUAUCAGAGUCCCACCCAUCACCUGUUGAUAUGUGGAGUUCAGAUUCAAAAGCGGGAAGGAAGUCACAGCCUAGGCUAUCUCUUGAGUGCCCAUUUCCUAAUCAGGUCAUUUCCUCAAUAAAGUUUGCAAGUUACGGGAAACCUAGUGGGACUUGUGGGAGCUUUAGCCAUGGCUCUUGUCAGAGCACUAGAGCUCUAUCCAUUGUACAGAAGGCGUGUGUUGGAUCAAAGAGUUGUAGCAUCGAAGUAUCAACUAAUACAUUUGGUGACCCAUGUAAAGGAGAAGCAAAGAGUUUAGCAGUGGAAGCUUCUUGUAAAUAGACUUUGUGGGAGACAAGUAAAUCGUUAUAUCCAAUUAUGUCUAGCUCUCAGUGAAUAAAGUUAAUUGGAUUAAUAUCAAUAAAAU